AGCUUGGGCGACAAGGAAGGAGGGCUGUCCGUGGGGGAGACCGGGGAUGGAUUGCCCCUCCUCAUACUUCUCCUCGAGGGAGAAAGGAGACACACACACACACACCAGCUCUUCUCUCCCUUUAGGGGCCAUUAAAAUAAAAUAAAUUCCUGUUCUAUAAAUCUGUUAUUCAUGAAUCUGACUUGAACCUGUGGGAAAUAAUAAAGUAAAACGUUUAACAUGACAGAUGAAGGGGGGAUUCUAAACAAUUGUUAUUCGUUAAUAUUACUUGAAUCUGUGGGAAAUAAAAAAGUAAAAUGUUUAACAUGAAGGAAAAAAUUCUAAAAAAUUGUUAUUCGUGAACGUGAUUUGAAUCUCUGGGAAGUAAUAAAAAUAAAAUUUUAACAUGAGGGAUGAAGAACUUGGUCAUUAAAGCCUGCACUGCAAUGGAAGAAAAUGGAGUUGACUGUGAUAAUAGCAUAGAAAGAGCCAGUGACUUCUUAGUGGUCAGUUCUAAUAAUGUUGAAGAAUUGGAAAGUAGUGGCCAGGUAUUCCAGUGUCUAGUAUGUAUGAAAAGCAAGAACAUGUCAUUUGGACAGAACGUGUCGCAUGGAGGUUUGCCGACUGUAGACAACGCUUCUCCAUCACUGAAUGCACAAGUACAGCGAUGUCAGCCACCUUCUUUUCAGGUGGAAGAUUUUCAACUUGUAGAUCAAAACAGCCAUUCCCUUUAUGAAGUCCAAUCCUUAGAAGGGUCCAGUAGUAGUCACAUGGUGAUCGUUGCUCACAAUUCUGAGAAUGAGCAAGUGCUCCAUGUUGUUCCUUCUACUCAGCAAGGAACUGAGCAAGUGAUUAUUCCUCAAGGUCAGCUUUUGGAUGUCUGUAGCUCUGGAGAUGUUUCACAAGAGAAAAGUUGUGAUGGGAAUUUGCAGACUGUGGCAGUGGCUGCUAUAGCAGACAAUACAAACAAUUACGUCUUUCAUCCUCAAGCAUCUCUCACAGUAUCGAAAAAGAUAGCCACCAGGGUAUUGGAAGACUCUGUUCCAGUUCCCCCUCAGCCGUUGCCCCCAAGUGCCCCUGUAUGGGCUCGCCGGCUCAGCAGCUGUGAGAAAAUUGGGGACUCCUACCGUGGCUAUUGUUCAAGUGAAACAGAACUGGAGAGUGUUUUAACACUGCACAAACAGCAAACACAGAGCGUGUGGGGAACACGGCAGUCUCCAAGCCCAGCAAAGCCUGCCACAAGAUUGAUGUGGAAAUCACAAUAUGUCCCAUAUGAUGGGAUUCCAUUUGUGAACGCUGGGAGCAGAGCCAUAGUGAUGGAGUGUCAAUACGGGCCCCGAAGGAAGGGCUUUCAGCCCCGAAGGAGCAGUGAUCAGGAGAGCGUUUCUCGCCAGCUGUACAAAGCCACUUGCCCUGCCCGGAUCUACAUUAAGAAGGUGCAGAAGUUUCCUGAGUAUAGGGUUCCCACAGAUCCCAAAAUUGAUAAGAAAGUCAUACGAAUGGAGCAGGAAAAAGCUUUCAAUAUGCUGAAGAAAAACCUGAUAGACGUGGGUGGCGUAUUCAGGUGGUAUGUGCAGUUACCCACCAAACAGGCUCACCAGUAUCAUGAAAUGGAAGAGGUGUGCCUUCCACUUUCACCUUUCCCUGUGCCAUCCCCUGAGGAAGAUGACAAUGCAGUCGGAGAUGAGAACUGCAUUUUGCCAUCACGUCUUCACCCACAAGUUGCAGAAAAGAUCAGAGAACUAGUGUCCCAAGGAAUACAACAAGUCUAUGCAGUGAGGAAACAGUUACGAAAAUUUGUGGAACAAGAAUUGUUUAAACCUGACCAAGUGCCGCAAAGGCAUAAUUUGUCAUUCUUCCCCACCGUAAAUGAUAUUAAGAACCACAUUCAUGAAGUUCAAAAGACUCUAAAGAAUGGGAAGGCAGUGUACAACUCGGAAAUAGUUCCAGCCAUGCUGCAAUGGACUGCAGAUGGUGGGAACAUUCUCACCGAAACAGUGACAGUUACGUUUGCAUCACCACUGACUGAGGGAAGUUCACGAGAGAAAACCAUUAUCAAGGUGGAAUCUAAUCAGACCAGAGAGCUGUUUUGUCCAGAGGUGACUCAGCUCCUUUCUUCACUUCAUCCCAGAAUGUUUGCCCAGAUCAAGGGGUUACAGAUGCAGCCAUCACUUACUUCCAUCACUGGAACAGCAACCCUUGUAACGGUGGAUAGUUACUCUCCUCCCAGCUCUUCAGGCCUUCUAUAUUCUACAGAAAGGCUAAGCGAGUCUGUGAUUAGUCCUGGUUGUGCUCUUCAAGACAAUGCCACUCAGACCCAGAACAAUACUAUUGCAUCACUGCUGGGAGACCAACCUGAACCAGAUCAGAAGGACUGUCUUAUAACUGCUGAAAGUACAGAAGAUGCUGAAGCCAUUGAGCAGGAAGUUCAUCAGAUCCCUUUAAGAGAUGCGUGCACUAUCGCAGACCACCAUCCAGCUCUUAAAAACCCGAGGAGGACUGCUGGCACAGACCAUGUGGGUCACGAAACCAAAGAACAAGCAGUAUCUUCAGAGUUGGAACAAUUCAGAGACUUCCAGGCUUCGUCUGUUACUUGAGACUUUGAAGGCUGUUAACGCUUCAGCAGUGCAAUAUUUGAUGCAGACUCCAUCCGCUGAUUUGUGGCAAACAGCUUUGCUUCACUGCCAACUGCAAUCUGAGCCAUUCCUGCAUGGAGCUGCUGCUCCUCCUUCCUUCCUUCCUUCUGAGGUUUACAUGAUAUCCAGGUAGCUUAUUGCAGUCGGUAUUUACGCAGGUCUUCCAAAAUCAAGUCCCUGAUCCCACCCACCCCCACCUCAAAAUAACUUCAGGUCCCAGUGAUGCUCUCACUGACUUUUCUGAAGUCUUCAACUUGUCGUGGCAACUUGCAACUCAAUGAGACUUCCCCUGACAGCGGAAGUAAUGGAUUUGAGAGAAAUGUGUUACUUGGGAAUGAAGAUAAAUCUUCCUAUUUUCAGAGGGAGCUGGAUGCAGACUGAAAUGGAAAAUAUCAUAACCCUAUUAAAGGAAAAAGUUGCCAGCAAAAUUGUUAGUAUGGACAACAAGCAACAAUAUACAUGGUGUUGUGGAGGAGAAACCUCAUGAUGCCUGCAUUUAACUUCAGGCAUGUUAUUGGCAGUUCAUUUCUCAUUCUGUGCCCGUUGUUCUAAAGCAAUAGUAGCCAGUGUGGAUCAUAGUGGCAAAGAGUAGCUAAUAUGUUUGAUGAGAAUUGGAGGGGGAUUGUUCAGUAGUAGUCCUUUUUAUUUUGUGUACUUCACCUUUCACAUGAAGUGAAGAUAUAAGACAAAGAGCUAGCUGGCUGCCAAGUUGUGUGUAUUCAUGUUGUGAUGCUGCAGAACAAAACUUGAAAAUCUGUAAUUUGUCUAACAGUACAAGAAAUAUAUACAGUAGUUCCCAUCCUAAUCCAGGGGAUAAACUGAGUCUGCUGUGGAUUUUCAUGGAAGUAGGUUUCAGGAAUGCAGUAAUAUGUGUAACGUCUAAUAUUAAGAUUCUUAUUUAAGUAAUAGAUGAGUUUUCCCCUGCUGUUGUUGCUCAAAAGUGUGGACCUAGGUUGUAAUUUGUAUACCAAGUGGAAUUCUGAAAAUGAUAUUCCUAUCUGAAUGACUCUGCGUGACAGGCAUAUGUUAUUUAGCACAUCUAAAACUGGGUUCUCCUUAAUAAUGUACAAACUGACUUCAGCAGCAAACUGUACAUAUAUUUACUUGAAUCUAAACCUUGUUGAGAUCAGUGGGACUUCUUAUGGGUAGGGGUUGGUUGACACAGUGGGUAGGGGCCAGUGAUAUGUGGAUAAAAGAAUCGUAGCUCUCUUCCUCAUCCUUCCUCCCCCGCAGCCCUUUUUGACACCAGGAUAUUUGAUUUGAUCCAAGUUUCCCAUGGCCAGAGAAGACUGCUGGCUUGGUGGGAAUGAGUAAAGGAUCUGCAGCUAUCAACACGUUAUGCUGGCGGACUGCUGGCCACCUCCCCACACCCUGUUUAGUGUAUCCCGCACAUACAGAGUUUCUCUGAAUGCAGGAGACCCAUUGACUUCAGUGAAAGGAGCCAGUCUGCAGAUCAGCUUCUUUCACUAAAAUGAAUGGCAAUAGCAAUAGGUAUAUAUUUGCAAUUAUAAUUUAAAUUGAAGACAUACCAUGAGGAUAUGCUCCUCUGUCGACAAACACUGUUGGUCCACGUGGGAUACCCAAGUCUCCACUCCGGAGCACGCCAAGCACUCUGUUCCCAGCACGACGAGGAAGUGACGGUCCAUUCCCCGCGUUCCCAUAGAGGGACUGGUAACCCUAGCAACUGCUGAAGUCUGUCCGGUCUAAACCCUAAGAGUGUUCUGUACCUCGAUGAACCACAGAAAAGGCUGAAGUUUACUCAAUGCAGCUUUCUUAGUAAGAGUGCAGCAGCUCUGGAGGAUGUCACGCUUUGGUGGAAUUAACCACUUGGGGGAUACCAGAACGCUGUGAGUCUGGUCCGGGAAGUUGUUGGGAGAUAAUCAACAGUUUGGGGAGUCCUAGUCCAGGCCUUGCUUUUCUUCAUCAUUAGUCUCAUUACGUGGCAUGAUCUUUUUUGUUGGAAAAUUCUGAGACGUCUGGAUGAAUUUAAUCCGAUAUUUAUGAGCUAGCUAAAAUGACAAAAGUAUUUUGGGUAGCUGCUUUUCCUUGUUUCCUGUGAAGAAAAAAAUAUUACAGUAUAAAGGAGGUUGACCUCAGUAAACUAUUCUGAGGUUUUCUAAAGCAUUCCAUGUGCCCAGAAUUGUGACUAUGACUUUUAUUCUGUUUAAGAAAACACUUUGAGAGCUGGCUGUUCAGUAAAUGAUUUACAGCUAUCCUGGACUGAAAUUUCACCUUGAAGAGAAGAGAACCUAAAGAUGAGGCAGAGAUUUGCAUUUCAAGAAAAUUUUUCAUCCCGUUUUCAUCCUCUUUCCUAUUUGUACAUGCCUAAAAUUACUGAUUUUUAUUUACUUCAAUUUUUUCUCUGGCUGCUACUAAUAUUGUGGUUUUUCACAUUUAAAUCCCUUUGAAUCCCAUCCUGAUUUUUAAGGUGCCCAGUAACGAUAUUGAAUUGUGGCCACAAUUCUUAACAACAUAGGAGACGAGAAGUUAUCAGACUUAACUUUGAAAUUAUGCACUGGUCGUACAGAUGAGAAAAGCUGCUUAAGCCUCUGUGUGAUUCAUUACAUUCCUAAACAUGAUUACAUUCCUAAACAUGGUAGACUACAUUCUCUAAGGAUCUAAAACCAACUCUGCUUCCCACUAAAAUCCGUAGAACUUCAGAUAUUUAGCAAUUUUGUCUUGAGUUUACCUCCAAAAUGGUUUUGCUUACAGCAGGAACUUAGAUGCGUUUCUAAUGGCUUGUAUCCUGUGCCUUGUUUCCAUUGUCAGAAGGGGGGGACGAUUUCUGCCCGUCCCUCAUGUGGCAGACUCCUAUGUUGCCACCUAUGCUAGUCUAAAGGAUCCACUAGUGCCCCGCAGCCAAGAUUUUGAGGGGCGAAAUGGGCUGCAGCAGAAGGGGGAAGUGAUAAAGUCCUCCUCAGUGACCUGGACUCUGCAAGGGAAUCCAGUUGAGCGCCGGUUUCCAUAACUGUUUCCAUAAACUUGUCAUAGAAAGAGCUCUGGUAACCUUUCCUCCUUAUGCGAGCUUCCCAUGGUGGUGAGCGCAGUUCCUAAGGAAGAUAACAUGCUUAUAUUGACACUGUAGCUAAUGUACAAAUGAAUCCUUGUCCACAAUUAGCAGCAUUUAAGGCUCAUAUCUGAAGGAUUAAUAACUCGUGCUAUGAAGAUGGAUAUUUGAUCAUGUGAAUAAAAACAUGGAGGUUGCACAGAUUUAGAGACAUUUGUGUUACACUGUGUGUUUUAUAUUAAAAUAUAAAGUUUUGAGACAUUUUUACCAAA
Eublepharis macularius is the source of this 5894-nucleotide messenger RNA. It is a transcript of the gene CARF, whose product is annotated as calcium responsive transcription factor. The transcript is spliced from 15 exons. Gene Ontology annotation, biological process: regulation of transcription by RNA polymerase II. The record is from RefSeq and is a predicted model, not a curated record. Gene Ontology annotation, molecular function: DNA-binding transcription factor activity, RNA polymerase II-specific; RNA polymerase II cis-regulatory region sequence-specific DNA binding. Lineage: Eukaryota; Metazoa; Chordata; Lepidosauria; Squamata; Eublepharidae. Gene Ontology annotation, cellular component: nucleus. The coding region runs from base 393 to 2576 and encodes 727 amino acids.